This is a messenger RNA of Bombina bombina (fire-bellied toad), 2622 nucleotides long. Its product is annotated as gastrula zinc finger protein XlCGF57.1-like. The record is from RefSeq and is a predicted model, not a curated record. The coding region runs from base 159 to 2045 and encodes 628 amino acids. Gene Ontology annotation, biological process: regulation of DNA-templated transcription. The transcript is spliced from 8 exons. Lineage: Eukaryota; Metazoa; Chordata; Amphibia; Anura; Bombinatoridae.
CUGGAACUAGCUGAGACCAUUCCAGCUCUCAAAAUGGCAGCUUUACAAUGUAAUAGGUCAGUGUGAGUGACACGGUGAGUACCUGUUAGUGUCACACACGUCACUAAAGGACGACAACCAGUUCUUGGGGUAUUGGGGCUGAUUCACGUGUUACCAACAUGAAGACAACUGAGAAGAACCAAACCUCAGAGAUCUACAUACUGACUGGGGAGGAACAAAUGGAGUUUGAUGAAGUUGCAGUUUAUUUUUCGGAGGAGGAGUGGGGCUGUUUAACUGAAGAACAAAAAGAGCUUUAUAAGGAUGUGAUGAUGGAGAAUUACCAGACCCUCAGGUCUCUAGGAUACGUUUAUGUUAAGCCGUACCUUGUUACAAAGCUUGAGCGGGGCGAGGAGCCGUAUAAGCAUGGGGUCCUGCAGAGCCUUCAUGAGGAACUUCACACAAACACUACUGAAUAUAAACACGUGAAGCCGUACCUGGUUAGAAAGAUAGAGUGGGGUGAGGAACCGUCUGUGCGCGGUGUCCUGCAGAUCCCUCAUGAGGAACCUCACACAAGCUCUGAAGAAUAUGAUCAUGUGACUCCUUUCCUAGUUACAAAGACUGAACAGGGUGAGGAGCCGUAUGUGCGUGGUGUCCUGCAGAGCCCUCACGAGGAACCUCACACAAGGUCUAAAGAACAUGAUCAUGUGACUCCUUGCCUAGUUACAAAGGCUGAGCGGGGUGAGGAACCUCACACAAGCUCUGCAGAUCAAUCCAUGAGGUGGGAUAUUCCUAAUCAAGGCCAGAUUGCAGAUUAUUCUUUAACUCACUUUCAAGAUCAAAGAGAUGUAGAAAGGGCAUCAUUUCCAUAUUUUGAAUGUCAGGAUUUUAUUAUCCAGCAACCAGGCGUUCCGCAUCAGGAAAUGUAUGUUGAAGAGAAAGUAUUUUCGUGUUCUGAAUGUGGGAAAUGGUUUCCCCAGCAAUCAAACCUUAAGAGACACAUGAAAAUUCAUACAAUAGAGAAAACAUUUUCAUGUUUUGAAUGUGGGAAAUGUUUUUCUCAGAAAUCAUAUCUUAACGCCCAUCAAAAAAUUCAUUCUGAAGAUAAACGUUUUUCGUGCUCUGAAUGUGGGAAAAGGUUUUCCCUACAAGCGAAUCUUCGGAAACACAUAAAAAUUCAUAGAGAAGAUAAAACAUUUUCAUGUUCUGAAUGUGGGAAAUGUUUUACUCAGAAAACAUAUCUUAAUGCUCAUCAGAAAAUUCAUACAGGAGAGAAAGAAUUUGCAUGUUCUGACUGUGGGAAAUGUUUUAACCGGAAGUCACAUCUUAUUAGCCAUAAGACUAUUCAUACUGGAGAGAAAGAAUUUGCAUGUUCUGAAUGUGGGAAAAGUUUUGCCUGGAAAUCAAAUCUUACAAAACAUGAAAAAACUCAUACAGGUGAGAAAACUUUUUUAUGUUCUGAAUGUGGGCAAUGGUUUACCCGGCUUUCAAAUCUUAGGAGACACCUGAAAAUUCAUACAGGAGGCAAAGUAUUUCCAUGUUCUGAAUGUGGGAAAUGUUUUAUUCGAAAAUCGCAUCUUCGCACUCAUAAGAGAGUUCAUAUACAAGAGAAACCAUUUUCAUGUACAGAAUGUUGGAAAUAUUUUAUAGAUAAAUCUGCUCUUAUUAGUCAUCAGAAAAUCCAUAAAAGAAAGAAAAUAUAUUCUUGUUCUGAUUGUGGGAAGAGUUUUGCUUGGAAAUCAAGUCUUAUCACUCAUAAGAAAAAUCAUACAGGAUUAAAAGCAUUUUCAUGUUCUGAAUGUGGGAAGUCUUUUGUCUGGAAAUCAGUUCUUACUAAUCAUCAGAGAAUUCAUACAGGAGAGAAACCAUAUUCAUGUUCUCAAUGUGGAAAAUGUUUUUCCCAGAUUUCUCAUGUUAGAAAACACCAGACUAUUCAUGUAGAGGAGAAAACAUUUUCAGAUGGGAAUGUGGUAUCAAGUAGUAAUACAAGCCAGAAGAUUUAUACAAGUGAGAAAGAAUUGUCAGUAAACGUUCCUGACGUCAUUCAGGACAAAGUAAACAUCAGAUAAAAAAAUGCCUUUCUAAUAAUGGUUAAGCUGUUAGCUCCCUCCCUAACUGAAGAUAGUGGAAGCAGACUUGUUUUUUUAUAUAAAUCUGCUGUAGAAACAGAAAUGUAAUACAUUUAGAUAGAAGUAACUGUAUUAGCUAAUCAGUUAUAGAAUUAAUGAUGCUUUAAUAAUAGCAUGUUCAGCUUCAAAUUACUGUUACUGGUCUCCUUAUUGCCUUAUAACCACAAUUUUAUUAAAUUAUUUUGUUGAUAAUGAUGGGAGAUAUGAAGUCUGCAUAUACCUGUAAUUUUCUGAUUGUGUUGGAGCAUUUGUGAUGUAUUUAGCCCUUUAAUUGCUGAGCCAUUCCCACCCUGAGCUGUUUUGGAAUUUUUAGAUGCUACUCACAUUUAAGCCCCAACCGUAGGCCAUUUAUCACUGAGAAACCCACAUAGAUUAUAUAUAUCUUUUUUCAGGGGACCCAUCAGAUUAAAAAUAUAGAAUUAUUUUGUGUAUAUAUUGUGACAUUUAUGAAACCUACAACAAAAAAGUGAAAAUGCAUUCUUAAUUACAAUGUUAAUAAACAAAACUAUAAAUACUA